This is a messenger RNA of Neospora caninum, 3981 nucleotides long. RefSeq names its product ptc7p phosphatase (PP2C family), related. The coding region runs from base 1 to 3981 and encodes 1326 amino acids. Lineage: Eukaryota; Apicomplexa; Conoidasida; Eucoccidiorida; Sarcocystidae. The transcript has a single exon. The record is from RefSeq and is a predicted model, not a curated record.
AUGGAGAACGUGAACGACAUGAACACGACGACGGAGGUGAAGUGCGUCUACAACGGACGCCUGGAGGUGCCCAGCGCGGCGCUGUCAGAGGAGACCGCGAGCAACCAGGCGUGGCAACAGGAGCGGUUCGAGUGGCGAUCUGUCCGGGUGUUUCUCGACGACGGAGGCUUGAGGUUCUGGAACAACUUGAUUUCCAUCCUCGACAUUGCGACCGUGGACAUUGAGGCGCGCGCGGGAGACGCCCCUCGCCUGGUGCUCAUCCACAUGGACCAUGCGUUCCCCACGCUCUCGAGUCCGUACCCACCCUUCUUCAAGAGUGCGCUGUUUUUUCCCCAAACCCCCAGCGGGUCUCGCCCCGCGGGCCAGACGACGCUGGUCUUUCGGAUCCCUUCCACGGCGGUCGAGGAAGAAAGCGACUACGGCGACUUGCUCCGGGGCCUGGAACUCCUGCAGAAGACGGUCGCGUUUCUCGGCGGCCUCCGCCCCAUGUUUCGGCGCCUGCGAGACCACGCGAUCUCCGCCGACGAAAUCCGCAGCGAGUUCCUCGCUUUCCAGCUGCGCGAGGGGCCACUCGCGCGCCCCGAGAAGAACGGCGCAGUCGCCGACAAGUUCUUGCAGACGCUGCCGGCCGACCGGCUGAAGCUAUUGCGCGCCGGCUUUCUCCAGCGAGACUGCUCCGUUCUGGAGGAGGCGAUUGCGUACGUCCCCGUCGCCGUCUACGAGCACAUGCGCGCAGGCAUCCCGCUCCUCUCCCACCUCUCCGUUGACCCCACCCGGUACCGCGUGUGGCGACAGGCCUUCUUGAAGGCGAAUGCAGACAACCCGGAGCUCUGCGAGUGUCUGGGGACGCCUGCGCGGUCGCCUCGGUCGCCCUCGCGGGCUCGAGUCCUCGCCGAGGUCGCCCGCGCCUCUCGCAAAGGCGACGCGACGGACGCGAACGGCUUCCAGGAGAAGAAGCCGAACCUCCGCAGCCCCACCUCGAUCCACAUGGGCGUACCGAUCCCCCUGCGGUUCCCCGACGUGUUACCCUUCAAACUUUCCGCGGGCGGCUGCCGAAUCGCCAAGGGUCGGACGUACCGGUGCGAGGACGCGUACUUUGUGCUGGAACGCGAGGGCGCCUUCGGCGUCUUUGACGGUGUCGGAAGCUGGGCCACCGAGGGGAUCGACGCAUCCAAGUUUUCGACCGCACUCGCGCACGCGUGCAGCACCCUCGCGCAGGAGCAUCUCCAACCCGGCGCAGUGUCUGCUCGGUUCGCGCGGCUGAACGUGAAUUUGCGCGCGCGGGAACUCCUCGCCGAGGCCCACGCUCGCGUGCGUCGCGAGAGCCCGACGGCCUGGGGCAGCAGCACUGCAGUCGUCGGCGUGUUCGACAGCUACCUCGGCCAGCUCGGCGUGGCGUGCCUCGGCGACUCGGUCCUGACUGUCUUGCGUCGGCAAAUGAUGCCGAAAAACAUGCACUUCAUGGCCGGCGGCGCGAGCGAGACGACGGCCUCGCAGAUCCUCUCCUCCAGUCCCACGCAGGUUCCGCGCCUGAUCCGGAAGAUCCGGUACCGGAGCGCCGAGCAACGGUGGUCGAACGGCGCGCCGUACCAGCUGUCGAACUUGCCGCCCGAGAACGAGUGGGACAGCCUCCGCGAACAGGGCUACGAACGCUUCGUCGAAGUUCUCCAGCGAAUCGACAACGUCGGAGACAGCGCGGACAUGGCCCGGGGCCCUCCGCAGCCGCUCGUCAUGCACCCGGGCGACCUCAUUCUCCUCUACAGCGACGGCGUCGCGGAUAACCUCUUCGACAAGGAAAUCGAAGUCUUUGCUUCCCUGGCGAUCAGCCCAGAGGAAGCCGUCGCCAUGGGCCUCGGCCGGGACGCCUGCACAAAGGCCCAAGACGUCGCCGACAUGAUCUGCAAACUCGCGAGGCGAAGAGCUGCAGACAGAGUAGGUCCAGGAGCGAGCGACGUUUUUUGGGAGCAAAAACGCGAGGGCCGGACGAGACAGAUGCGUGUGCCAAAAAGACGGAUUCUUUUGAAUCUCCAAAAGCGGCGCGCGCACGUGCGCGCAUGUGUGUUCAUGUGCACACGCGUUUCCCUUCCCCUUGAACUCGCGUGGACCGUCUCCUGCGUUUUCUCUCCUCAGGCAUUCGACAAACCUUUCGUCCCUGGGCCUCCAGGGGCUCGGCACGUGCCACCAGGGCGCGGCGACGCCUCCAGUGCAGGCGCCAGGCGGGGGGCGAAGCGCGACGACAUCAGCUGCGUAGCCAUCUGGGUCGAGGGCCUGCCGGAUCCGUCCUUCGAGGCCUGUGGAGCCUCAGAAUCGACGUCGGAGACUGCCGCACCUCCGGAGAUUUGCAUGACUUCGACGACCGUGUCGGAAGCAAGUCUGGAGAGCCUGCCUGCAGGUCAUGCGUCAGACGAACCCGCGGCUGAGGCGUCGCAGGCUCCCGCGUCAAGCGCGGUUGAGGUGCCGACAAGCGCGGGUGAGGUGCCGACAAGCGCGGGUGAGAUGCCGACAAGCGCGGGUGAGAUGCCGACAAGCGAGCAACCGGCGCGUCCCCUGCCGGAGGUGGAGAGCACAUCUAAAGCCUCGUUCGCCGAAAUGCGCGCAGGAAGUCGGAUCCCGUUGCCGCCUGUGGUCGAUCCCGGAAGCAGAGGGACGGAGAAAACGAGCUGUCGCCAAGCCGGUGACCGAGGGGUCCGCGCUGUCUCCGCGUCUCCUUCGGGCGCCGUUCCGCGGCGUCCGGGCUUUCCGCGGGCGUCCACGCGGCCUGUCAGCGCUUCGCACAUUCCCCUGCCGAUCGCGAAAGGCCGAGCGAGACUCCGGGGCCCUCGACGAAGCAAGACUCCAGGGCCGUGUUCUGUCUCGGCAGGACAGCACGCCGUGAGGAUUGCGCGGGUAAAGUGUCGGGGAAGGUGUGCCGGAGACACUUCGCAGGCUCCGGGAGAGAACCCGAGUGUCUCGGGCGCGGGCGUCAAUCAGGAGUCGGGGGCGGCGCCAGCAGAAGCAGAGAUCGCGGAGCACGCAAGUCUUGCAUGUCCUCUCGCUCCCAGUUCGUGUGAGUCUCGGAGCGGCGACUCCACCCCACCGGGCUGCGGCAAGGCGGUGCGCCGGCCGGCUGGGGAUGCAGGCGAAGUCAGAGACGCGGCGUCGGCGAGCGGAGAUCCUUCCGAGCGGGCGUCUCUCGCCAAAAGUCUGACGGAUGCUGCAGCCUGCGGUGGAGCGCCACCGCGCGACGAGGCGACCGAAAACGCAUGCACGGCUUCCCUGCUUGCCGCUUCCCGGGGUCCGCCCCGAGCGCCUCCGAAGAAGGGUGUGUCUCGCAUUCUGGCGAGGAUUCAGGAGAGAAGUACGCGCGGCGCGCACAACUCCCAGCUGGCGAAGCUGACGGAAGCCUCGCCGGUGCCACGCAAGCGCGUCGUGAAAUCUCCACAGUCUGUCCUCGGGGGGCAUCAUGCGAAGAAGCCGCAGAAGCGCAUUCCCCCUGUCUCCGACAACUAUAAGCCGAACGCCUCUUUCCCCCUGCCGUGCUCUGCGCCAGUGCGUGUGGACGCCUGUGCAGGCCGACCGGAACAGGGCUCAGGUGUACGUACACCUCAUCACGUGACGCCUCCGCCGGCAGAUCGCCCCCCGCACUUGGGCCGCGGAACUCGGCAUCCAGCAGGGGCCGAGGCGAGUGAUAAGAAAGAGGGCGUGAACGGCAGCAGACAGCGCGGGGUGAGAACGCCUGCAAAGGGGACUCGAAGCGAGCAAGGGAGACGCGUUCUCACGGAAAGGGGAGACAGGCAUCAGGCGGAAAAAAACAACCUGUCUGGCGUGGCACGUGACGGCGCGGCAGGGGAGGUUUCUGAAGAAUCCCGUGCGGCCGUUUCUGACGUGUCGACAGCUGAAGAAGCGGGCGCAGGGAACUCGAGUUUCAUGCGGAAACGGAGAUGCUUAGACGCGGAGACCGGACAGUGGUUGACCUCUCAGAGCUGCCGGUCUGGGGAGUGA